AAUCGCCAGAUCCAAUUCCCAUCAAGAUCCAUCUCCUAAAAUCUGUAAAUUUAAAAGUACUAAAACCCCCCCGUUAACAUUUGAAAUUACAGGGUUUGGUUUAUAAGAAAAGAAUGAAGUUUCAUUUUCCCUGUUCAGAAUGUUUCUGCUCAACUUCAGAGGAUAAAGUGGUCCAUAAGAAUGGUAAAGGUCAGCGUGAAGAAAGAGCUAAGAAUUUUAGGUUAUUUUCUUACCCUGAGCUGAAAGUUGCUAGUGAUGGUUUCAGUUCCAAGAACAAAGUUGGGGAGGGAGGAUUUGGCUCUGUUUACAAGGGUCGACUCAGAGACGGAACUAUCGUCGCAAUAAAAGUGCUCUCCGUUGAACUCGAAUCAAUGAGAGGCGAGCGUGAAUUCAUAUCCGAAAUCGCUGCAUUAUCUGAUGUACAACACGGAAAUCUCGUUACUCUUCAUGGGUGUUGCGUCGAAGGAGCCAAACGAUGUUUGAUAUUAGAUUACAUGGAAAACAAUAGUCUUGCAUAUCGAUUUCUAGGUAGCGAGCAAAACCGGACCAGAUUUAGUUGGGCAAUGAGGAAGAAUGUUUCCUUAGGAGUUGCGAAAGCAUUAGCAUAUCUUCAUGAAGAAAAGAACCCCCAUAUAGUUCAUAGAGAUAUCAAAGCAAGCAAUGUACUUCUAGAUCACGAUUUUAAUCCAAAAGUUGCCGAUUUCGGGCUCUCAAGAUUAUUUCAAGACGGCACGUCUCACAUUAGUACUCGUGUUGCCGGGACACUAGGGUAUCUUUCUCCAGAGUACGCUAUCAGCGGACGUUUAACUCGCAAAUCCGAUGUUUAUAGCUUCGGUGUGCUUCUUCUAGAAAUCGUCAGUGGCCGGUCUGUUGUCGAUUUCGAUGUGGAACAUGGAGAACAAUUCCUGGUUGAUAAGGCCUGGGAUAUGUACAAUAGCGAGUCUUUGGUGGAGCUGGUGGAUCAUCUGUUGUUAGAAGAGGCUGAUGAUGGGUUAAGAUCAGAAGCAGUUCGGUUCUUGAAGGUGGGGUUACUAUGUGUUCAAGAAAACACAAAGCUUCGGCCCCGCAUGUCUGAAGUCAUCAAGAUGUUGACCAGCGAAAAUAGUGUUGAUGGAGUCACGAUUUCGCAGCCGGGGUUCGUGGCUGAUCUCAUGGAUGUUAAGAUCGAUGAUAAGAAAAAGUCUAGUCAGAGUUUUUGAUGGUUGUAACAUAUGUAAAGCUUGUUUCUUGGUACACCAUCAUGCUCACCAUAGAGAGAUAUAUGAAUCCUACAAGUUUGUUUAUUGAAAUCUGACUAAUAUGUAAGAAAGAUGACAUUUAACUGGUUUGCAGAAUAGAAUAGAAACGGUAGGUUUUGUUUA
Messenger RNA from Cynara cardunculus var. scolymus (artichoke), 1361 nucleotides. Its product is annotated as putative serine/threonine-protein kinase. Gene Ontology annotation, molecular function: protein kinase activity; ATP binding. The transcript has 6 exons. The record is from RefSeq and is a predicted model, not a curated record. Gene Ontology annotation, biological process: protein phosphorylation. NCBI's taxonomy places the organism in Eukaryota, Viridiplantae, Streptophyta, Magnoliopsida, Asterales, Asteraceae. The coding region runs from base 114 to 1199 and encodes 361 amino acids.